Molecule: messenger RNA, 497 nt
Organism: Schistosoma intercalatum
Lineage: Eukaryota; Metazoa; Platyhelminthes; Trematoda; Strigeidida; Schistosomatidae
Source: the annotation of a GenBank genome assembly
AUCACAUACCAAUCAACCUCGUAUGGGAGCGUCUGCAGUUGUCACAAACUUACACGACUAUCACGGGGCACCACCAACGAGUGAUUAUCUUCAGUCGACAAUACCACGAAGUAGAAUAGUAACCAAUCGGGGUUAUCAAUUACACAAUACUACUACAACCAUUACAUCACCAACUAACACGGAAUUAGAUGAAUUCUGUCGAAUAUCACGUAGUCCUUCUACACCGGGUUUAUCUAACUCAAAUUUCACACAUACUCCUCGUGUAGAUCCUGCUGGUGAUAUGGACAAAGAGUUGAAUUCAAUAGACAAUCCAAUUGACCCUGUUACUAAUGACGAAGAAUUCGCUAGACAAAUUCAAGCUAUUGUACAUGAGAACAAUCAACAUUUAUAUUCAUAAUAACUAAAUUCACAAAUGUAAUGAGGCAUAUCAUCCUCCUUUUUUUCUAAAUGCACAAAUAGCGUCGACGACAACAACAACAAUAAUAGCUCCAAUACUG